Cannabis sativa is the source of this 2357-nucleotide messenger RNA. Its product is annotated as ankyrin repeat-containing protein BDA1-like. The record is from RefSeq and is a predicted model, not a curated record. The transcript has 2 exons. Lineage: Eukaryota; Viridiplantae; Streptophyta; Magnoliopsida; Rosales; Cannabaceae. Gene Ontology annotation, cellular component: plasma membrane. Gene Ontology annotation, molecular function: protein phosphatase regulator activity; protein phosphatase 1 binding. Bases 193 to 1638 code for a protein of 481 amino acids.
UAUAAAAUUGUAACAAGUGUUGAAUUGGAUAUAUGUAACGUAUGUGAAUAAUUUAUUUCAUUUCAUUGACUUCUCUUACAAGAAAUUAUUUCAUUAUCAUUAUUUAGCAAGUCAAGCUUUUUAAAGAGCUAUUUCAUAACAAAUUAUCCUUCUAACAAACUCAGCUUUCAUAAUUCUUUUAUAACCUAAUCAAUGGAGAGAAUGUUUAGUUUGCUAUAUGAAGCCGCACACGAAGGAAACGUUGUCACUUUACGAGAACUUCUUCAACAAGACAGAUUGAUUCUCGAUAGGCUCAUCUUUAUCAACAAUAAUAAUAAUUUCUCUGAGACUCCUCUUCAUGUAGCGGCUAUGCUCGAUCAUGUAGAUUUUGUUAAGGAGAUCAUCAUUCGCAAGCCUGAGCUCGCCAAAGAACUUGACAUGUGGGGUUCAUCACCGCUCCAUGUGGCCUCUGCAAAGGGCCACCUUAAGACGAUCAAAGUAUUACUUUCGAAUAAUAUUGAUCAUGAAGUCUUGUGUUAUGCUUGGGAUAGAGAAGGGAGAAACCCUUUGCACCUUGCAGCUAUGAGAGGAAAAAUUGACGUGUUGAGAGAGCUACUCAGAGUGGCUCCGAAGGCAGGUCAAGUUAAUUUAGCAGGCCGGAGUGAAAAUAUUUUGCAUGUUUGUGUGAAAUAUAAUCAAUUCGAAGUUUUGAAGUUUAUGGUGAACGUUAUGGAUGAUUAUCAUUUUUUGAAUGCUAAGGAUGAUUAUGGCAUGAACAUUUUACAUUUAGCUGUGGCUCUUAAGCAAAUUGAGAUAAUAAAGUAUUUGGUUACAAAUACUAGAAUUGAAGUUAAUGAUGUCAACGCAAACAAAUUUACAGCUUUGGACAUCUUGGCUCAGAGUCAAAGAAGCGAGAAAGAUUUUGACAUUUCAGAAUGUCUUCGAUCUGUGGGAGCUUCACGAACCAUAGAUCCACCCUUACCAACACAUAGACCUAAUCAAGUCAUAAAUAACAUCAAGGUUCAUCACGUUAACCGAAAAGAGAAAUUUCAAGAAGAGAAAGUAAGAAAACCAGAAAAUUGGCUAACUAGAAAGCGAGAAUCACUAAUGGUCGUCGCAUCCCUCAUUGCCACCAUGGCUUUUCAGGCUGGAACAAAUCCUCCAGGCGGUCUCUGGCAAGAUGAUAACUCAUCUACGCCAGUUUCCAAUGUCACAAUAGCCGACUCUCCAUCUAAUAAUCACUUUGCUGGAGAGUCAAUAAUGGGUUACUACAAGAACAAAACUUUUUUAUAUCAUUCAUACUUAUAUAGUAACACUGUAGGGUUUGUUGGAUCAUUAAGCAUAAUCUUACUACUCGUCACAGGCUUGCCUUUUUGUCGCAAAUUCUUCAUGUGGAUUCUAACCGUGAUUUUGUGGGUCACCAUAACAGCUAUGACCAUUACUUAUGUUAUCGCCAUUUGUGUUGUCGCUCCAAAUAAUAAUAUGAACAUUGUCGUUCGUGUGGUUUUGAUUUUAAUAAUAAGUUGGGGCGGGGUUAUGAUUGUAAUUGCACUACUCCAUACAAUUCGUCUUGCCAUAAUUCUUUUUAAAUGGUUGCUAAAUGUUUUCAUGGCAAGAAGGAAGAAAUUCAUCCUUACAAAUUGGGAUUCUUCAAUGUAAUAAUAUUGGUGCUAUAUUUUUUAGCUAGCUUCUAAUAAUGUUUUAUUCUUAAAUUCAUCCUUACAAAACAGGAGUACCAAAUUAUAUUUAGAGUAUUAUUAUGAGGCACUUACUUAUGAUGUCAAAUACUACAAUAAAGUGUUACCUUAUAAUUAGUUAGCAAUUUUUUAUAAUAUUUAUUAAAGUAAAAUAAAUAAGAUUCGAUAUUAAAUUACACCAAUAACAAUAUUAUACCUUAUAAAAAUAUUAAACUAAUAUUCUUUAGCAUUUCUGUUAUUUUUAACAUUAUUUCUAGUACGUACCAUAUUCUUGGAAAAAUCUAAAUGUGUAAAAUAGUACAUACCAAUGUAGGGCAUCUAUCACAUGGCUUUGUCCACGUAAAAAUGUAUAAUAUAUUAUAUAUGCACUUAUCAACAAAAUUUAUUCACUUCUCUUCCAUAAAAAAACAAAAAACAAAAAUUAUUGAAGAGUUGCAUAUACAAACAAAAAAUCACUUGAUAAAAAUUUAGUUAUAAUAGGGCACGUGUCAACUCAAUAAUAAGCCCUAUUUAUAAAACAUGUUUCAACACAUUAAUAGCCACGUUUCAAAACAGUCCUUAUGUUCACAAACUUCACCCCACACAAUUAUUAUGCAAAAGUAUAUGGUUAAUAUGACAUGAGAUCAAAAUGUUAGGUAGAUAGCAUUUAUGUAAAUUUUUUAACAUUAGUAAAAAAGUGCA